UCGUGGCGCUGCGGGCGGGGGUCAGCCGCCUCCCUCGCCCCGCCCGCGGAGCCCAUGGGCGCGGGGUGCUCGCCGCCAAUGCUGCUGCUCCGGCCGCGGCCGCGGGAGGCGGCGGGGCCGGGGCCGGCAGCGGGGCCGGGGCCGAGGAGCGUCUCCUGCGGGCGGCUGCGCUCGGCUCCUCGCCCAUGAGCCGCCGCCGGGGCGCAUGGAGAAGACGGCCGCCUGCGUGUGCUCGGUUCUUUUCUUCCAUCUUCCCCUCAUCUCUGGAAGCUCCAUCCGUAUUGGAAUAGGCAGCAAUUAUUCCAAUCUCUAUGAACAGAGCAUUCUGCCUUGUAAAAAAGAGGAGCUCCAGUGUGGUAACGGACUCUGCCUCCUGAACUGGCUGCGCUGUCACUACAAGAAAGAUUGUGGAAGAGACUACAUGUCCAUCAAACUAACAUGCUCAAAAGUUCACUCGAACCAGAGCAGCCCCGUCAGUGAGUUCCCCAGCUACAGUGGAAAUGGAAAUGACACCAGUUUGCUGGUUUCACCCCUGCUGGUGGCCGGAGUGGUGAUUGGACUCGUGCUGUUUCUAUCCUGCGUUACAAUCAUCGUGGGCAGCCUGCGAAAGGACGGACGGUUAAGACACCCUCAUAUGAGAAGAGAUGCUAAUUAUGCUCCAGAUGGCUUCUCCUAUGGCGGCUCAAUUGGAGAACUAAGAUCUACCUGCAUCGAGGAGUUCCCACCAGCAUUUGAUUUUGGUUCCUACAUGGACACUCUCUCUCAGGUCAAUGUCAUGUAUCCCGAUUCACCGCCAUGCUAUGACGAGUGUGUGGGACCAGGAGCAACACAAAUAUACAUUCCUACAGAUGAUCCACCACCUUACUCUCUGAGAGAUCCUUGUCGAAGGAACGACUUCUCUAUAAACAUUAGCUUGGAAGAGGAAGCAACUUCUGGGACUACAGGACAGGCUGCUAACUACCCAGUCAGACUGCCGGACUUGCAGCAGCCCAUCUCAUCCAUUUCUUUGUCAUCUCUCACCCUGGAGGCUGCCCCUCCCUACGAGACUGUCGUAUGUGAACAGAACGUCCCCAUCCCAUUGGUGCCAAUGGAUGUACUGAAAAAUUCUUCACCUGACUACCAGACCUUUCUCAACCAAAUCAUGUAAAUGAAAGUGGCUCUUCCCAUCAUACUUCAGGGGGAGUAUGACCAAUUGAGGUGGAAAAAGAGGUUUCAGUGGAAGAAUAAAAUCUGUAAAAGUUUUACCUAUUUUAUAUCUUAUGUGGGGAUGCAAUGGGAUUUUUUUAAAAAAUUUUUACAGCAAAUUUUGAAAGUUUCAGUAAACUUUCAUCUCUGAGCUUUCAGUUGUUCCCGACUUGUUACACAGAAACAACUGCAGCAUAAAAACAACAGCGACGUGCAGUGAAUCCUACCCUUUCACAGCAUCUGAGAACACAAUGAAGUCAGCCACUGUUACUGUAGAUACAUGUUAUCCAGUCGAGCCUAUGUGUUGAUUUUAUGGUACUUUGCAUGUUGUAGAGCAAAAGGAGAAAGAGCUUUGUGUUGUUGUUGUAGGCGUCAGUACAUUUCACCAAAUGUCUUAGUAAUAAGAUAUAAAAACUAGAACUUUAAAAGCAUUUUUCAAUUAAAUAUAUUUCAAAUAGACAUUGAACAGUGCCUGGAGAACGUGGUUGUUAGCACCAUACUGUGAACAGAAGGAAGGAAAGGGUAUUUUGCUGUCUAUAUGGUGGUCUCACCCAUGUUAUUUAUGCCUUUCCAAAGAGUGCCCUUUCCCCUUCAACAACAGUAAAAGCAGGCUUUCUAGAAAUAGCAGCAUAUCCCUGGAAAUACUAAGCAUCCUCCAUCUUUCUAGAAGCUCUGCCUGGGGUUGAUACCCAUGGGGUUGCUAUCACAGCAUGAUGACUAGAACUAACCGUGGCAUGAAGUAUUUUGAAAUCCUAAGGCUAGGGACAGAAUUUGCACACAGACUGGUUUUGGUGAUCAGAAACUGGUUUAAACCUAUAGCAGAACAGAAGUUCAGUGCACACAAACUGCUUUCAAAAUGGCCAAAACCAGUUUAAGAUAAACCUGGCUGAAGUAGUAUCAGACUUAACUGACUUGGGUCAACCCGGUUUAUGCAAUUCCUGUCCCAGACCCCUUCCUUGUUCAAGUUAACAUACAGUCCCCCAGCGUCCCAGGAUGCUUUGCAGCCCUGGGUUAUGUUGUCUGCUCCAGGGGAGCAGAGACUGCCUUGCCCGUCUGCUCCUUAGCCUGCUUCCUGCCUGAUUCUGUUGACCCAUAGUAACCGGAGGGCAGAUCCCCUAGCCAGGGUCUACACAGCACAUGGUGGGGAGGGAAAGCCCUGUGGUGGAGGCUUUUCAACCCUCGGUAGCCCUCCAACCUCCCCCUUCCCAGCUGCUGAUUGCUUCAGCAGCUGCUACAGGAGGGAUGGAGAAGUCCUCCCAGCCAGGUGCCUGCCCAUGCAACCCAGCAAGGGGGCACCAGGGAGCUCCUGCCUUGGGGGGCUUCCCCCAACCCCAGCCCAGGGUCCCCAGGCCUGGAGCAGCCCCAGGGAGCUGAGGGUAAUUCUUCUCCUCCUCAACUGCUUGCCUUAGCCCCUGAAAGUCUUGGGUAGCCCCAGGGAGCAGACGGAAAUUCUCCUGGUCUUCUGCUGCUUGUUUUGCGAGUCCGAGUCUACGGCAAAACUAGUUGCAGGGGAGUGGAAGAAUUUCCCUCUGCUCCCUGAGGGUGCCCUGAGCUACCCCUGAGACUCACAGCAGCUAAGGCAAGCAGCUCUGGGGUUUGGGAGGGGAAUAAUUCCCAUAGCACCCUGGGGCUGCCCCCAGCUUGGGGGCUGGGGUGGGGGGAAGGACCCUGAGGUGGGGGCUCCCCAGGGUACCUAUGCUGGGUUGCAUGGGCAGAUACCUGGCCUGGAGGACUCCUUUCCCCUCCAUCCUGGGGCAGGAGCUGAAGCAAUCAGCACCUGGGAAGGGGAAGGGGGUGAUGCCCUAGCUCCCCAGGGCUGCCUGGGCUGGGGGAAGCUCCAAGGGGAAGGAUCCCCCAAGGUGGGCCACCACUAGGACAGGAGCCUCGUUUUAACUCCCUGUGGGGGGGAAAGCAGGAGGUUGGGGAUGCUUGGCCAGGCUGGCAAUGGCCAGCAAGCUGGGAGACAUGCUCCAGUGCCCCCUGCAUACUGGCCUCAGUGAGUACAGGCCUCCCCUGCCUUUCCCAAUUGAAAACUGAAUAUCAGUUCAGUUCAUUACCGGUUCAACCUACACAGUGUAGAGGAAGCUGCCUAGAUUGAAUCGAUUCUGCCUCGGGCUUUCUGAUCGUCUGUACUUAGCCCAAAAGGUAUUUUCAUCCCAAUUCUCUUGGUGCAAAACCGUAUCUCCAGGAAUUAACUUGUCUCUUUCUCAGUUAUAAGCCAGUAGUGGGUUUAAAGGAUCAUAACCUUUUCCUCUAGUGACUGCCAAAGUGUGAAGUGUAUCAGGACUUGGCAUGCAUAAUGACAUUACAGAUCUUACAUACCUUGUGCAAAAUUAUUUUAUUCAGUUCUGAUCCUUUUCACUGCAAUGUAGCUCUCCAUAAAUCUAGCAUCUGCACUUAGUUCUUGUACCCCCAUCCGGAAAAUAUGGAUAUAUUCUACUAAUGACAGCACAGGAAAACUCUGUAAAUAUGAAGGUUCAAUUUAUUAUGGCUUGGUGGGUAUAUAAACUCUGCCUAGCUACAGAUCCAGAUCUUCAAAUGGUGUAAGUCAUUGCGGCUCCCUUGAAGCCAGUGUACCUGGCCCAUUUUCUUUAAAUCUCUUGCAAAUAAUUCCAUUCAAUUUUUGUAUUGGCAAAAAAGACUCUCAGCUGAAUAUCCUGUUGGAAGGACAAAUAAGUACUAAUUAAAACCAGUAGUACAUUAAAAUGACGGAAAAUAUCAUCCAAAGCAUGAGAAUCCCAGUUAAACUUCCUGGACAUGAUGUACAAUUUUCAAUUAGAAUCAGCAUACAACAUUCCAAAAACUGAUACAGUUUUAAUUAAUAUGAAAGGAAGACAGUAAUUUCAUAGCUAUUUCUGCUCUGUAAAUUAUAGCAUUACUGACUGAAUCAUGUGUAUGAAGUGUCGGGUUUUUAGCUAGAGCCUCAUAGAGGCAUGCCAUUAGAUAAAUAAGGCUAGUAUAUAGUUUGCCCACUGAUAUAGAGAACUCAUUUGUGGUUCAACAGGAUUUUUUGGCCUUCACAAUAUGUCACACCCAAAAAGAGAUGUAAAUUAACAAUCCUAGCUGAAACUGCUAAUGGGCACUGGCACUUUGCAAAAACAAACAAACAACAAACCCUAAAUUAAAACAUAAGGUACUUUUAUUUAUAAAGUAAGUAUGAAAAUAGGUUUCUUUUUCGGAUAUAAAUAUUUCCCAACAGGCCAAUAAAAUCCACCAUGCUAUUGUAUUGGGAACAGAGAGAGAAACUUAUAGAACCAAGUAAAAACCAAAGUGAAAUGAACUAGUUUAUGGAUCUAAUGCUAACAAAAAAAACCCUGCAAACUGCAUGAACUAGAGCGGGGUGGGCAAAAUGCAGCCCAGGGGCUGGAUGCAGCCCACCAGGUCAUUCUAUCUGGCCUGAGGGUCCCCUAAAAAAUUUAGAAAAUUAAUAUUUAUCUGCCCCUGGCUGCCUGUCAUGCAGCCCUCGAAGGCUUGCCAAAACUCAGUCUGCAGCCCUCUGCCCAAAAUAAUUGCCCGCCCCUGAACUAGGGUCUUCCACCUUUAUUUAUACUGGGCUUGUCUACAUGUUUAUUAAUGUGCCGAAAUUACAGCACAUUAAGUUUAGUGCCUGUAACAACAGGUAUGAACUUCAUACAUCAUAAAUUGGCACUACCGUGCAAUAGCGCCAGCGCACACUUCUCUGUGACGCUAAUGCCCAAAAGACUAAUUCUAUGGCACAUGAGCACGGUUUUUGCCUGCUGCACAAAUGAGCAACAGAAUUAGCCUACUGUGCAUUUAGAGUCUCAUGUAGACGCCCCCACUGACUACGAGCUUGCUUGCCAAGUAGGCCUGCUGGCAGUAGGACUAAUGGCAAAAGGAGAUUCUACCUAAGGUACUGCUAGAAUCAGACCCAGUGAAUGAACCCACUUACCCCAGAUGAAGGUGGCAAAAACUGACCCAUUGGUAACAGAACUUAAAAUAUAGUUCUAAAAAAAAUUAUUUCCAUGUUUUAGCUGUGAAAUGGUGUUCCUGCAGCAUGCUUUUUCCCUAGCUAGCCGAAGCCAAGGACAUUUCGCACAUGAUAGGUAACACACAGCUAAUAGUUUUUAAAGUAUAUGAUUUUUAACCUGCCAGUGUCGCUUUCAUGCAUUUCAUUUCCCUCCAUUCAUUUUCCAUUUGUAGAAAAGGGCUAAGAUUUUUCAGCAAUCUCAUUUUAAGCGGGUUACUAGUAAAAAUGGCAGAGCUGUAUUUUGACUGGUAAUAGAAAUGUCCCCAGUGCUCAAACUAUAGAAAUCUCUUGUCAACCACUAGAGUUAAAAUAUCCUUGGUGUGCUAAUCUGGAUUACAGAUAGCAGAUUGUCUACAAAUAGCUGUCUGCUCCCCCUUGUGGCGUAUUGUUUUAUAAAAUAAAUUCCUCUAUUCCUCAGACUAUGUAGACUUCACUCCGAGAGCCUAAUCUCUCAAAAAUAUGUCCAGCUUCUUUGCCAGUGAGGGAUACGGAAGCCAACAAGAACAUCAGUGUCUGUGUUCAUAUGGAGCACAGAAGCACAGCGCAUACUUCGCCUGAUUUGGGCCUUAUUGGGCGCUGUUUCUCAUUUACUGUAGUAUUUCUGUAAGUAACAUAGCACAGUGUGCAUGGUAGGUCAUCUUGCCAUACAGUUACUUUAAAGAAAUAUUUGUUGUGACAAAAAAAUUGCUUCGGUUAAUAAUUGUUUAAACUUGGCUACUUUAAAAAAUUGCCUCCAAAUUAGAAGUAUGAAUGUGUAAUAAAUGUUCUAAAUAACUUUGCAAUAGUAUCCCAGCAAAAUGAUUUGCAGGAGUGAUUUUUGGUAACUUGUGCAUCUUCUUAUUGACAUAACAUAUGAAAGCUAAACAUUACUAGUGUUAGAGUAUAUGGUAAAUCCAGAUGGAAACAACUCAAAUGCUAUUUUGGCCAGAAAAGUCUGUAAACAGAAGUUUGAAUGCAACUGUAGCAUUUCUGCAAUAGAUUCUACUGCCAUUACCAGCGUAAUGCGCUUACUGUAAUUUUUUUUACAUGAUAACUUUACAUGAUACAAAUUUUUUUCUCGUUUCUUUCAAUAAAGGUGUAACCUAACUCUUACUAAAGUAAAA
This is a messenger RNA of Alligator mississippiensis (American alligator), 6276 nucleotides long. It is a transcript of the gene BEAN1, whose product is annotated as brain expressed associated with NEDD4 1. NCBI's taxonomy places the organism in Eukaryota, Metazoa, Chordata, Crocodylia, Alligatoridae. Bases 206 to 1147 code for a protein of 313 amino acids. The transcript has 6 exons. The record is from RefSeq and is a predicted model, not a curated record. Gene Ontology annotation, molecular function: protein binding.